AACCCAAUCUUCAUUCCAAACACAAAACACACACACCACACACACAUUCAAACACACUAAAACACACACUUUCAAUAUUUCUUGUUAUUUCUCUUCUGAUUUCUUUAAUUUUCUUUUGUAAUCCCCCACUCUUAUUUCCCCGCUUCUGAUCAUCCCUUUCUGUAAAUCAUCUGUCUGUCAACAGCAAAAAAAUUGAUUAAUUUGGGUUUGUUUUUUCAAGAUUUUCAACAAAAGGCAAGCUUGAUUUGAUUUUAGUUUUUUUUCUCAUAAAACAGAGUCAGGUGUUUUCAGAAUAGAGAUCCAGCUUAUUAAUUUGGGUUCUAUUUCUUUUUAUUUUUGUAAAUCUUGUUUUUCCAUCAUCUAAAUCACACCUUUUUGGGUUAGUUUUUGUCCCCUUGAGGUUGAUUUUGUUUUAAUCUUUUCGGGUUUGAUUAUUUAUCAAAAACCCCAGUUUUCCCCUGUUUUUUUCUUGGGAAAAUCUUGAUAUUUUUUCUUAUAAAUAUUUGUUUUUAGUUUUUAUAAAAUCUUAUAAAAAAUGGCUUCUGCUGUAAUGGAAUUUUGGAGUGUUGAUAAUAUGCAAAGAUUCACUGGAGGUGAUCUAAUGGAUGCACUUGAGCCUUUUAUCAAGCCAGAUUACCAAAAUACCCCUCCUUCCUCUUCUCCUUCUACUUCUGACCCAUGCCCUUUUUCGUCUUUUUCUUCUUCUUCUACCUCUUCUCCUUCGCAAGAAUCCGGGUUUUACCCGGAUCUCUAUUUCCCAACCCAACAACCCGUUUCAUCAUUCGGGUUGAACCACCUAACCCCAUCUCAGAUCCACCAGAUCCAAACCCAAAUCAACCUACCGGGUUACAACAACUACUUGGGUCCGAAACCCGUACUCAUGAAACAAGUCAAGUCAGAUCCCAAACCCACGAAGCUUUACAGAGGUGUGAGGCAAAGACACUGGGGAAAAUGGGUCGCCGAGAUCCGUUUACCCAAAAACCGUACCCGGCUUUGGCUGGGUACUUUUGACACAGCCGAAGAAGCCGCGCUGGCUUACGACAUAGCCGCAUACAAGCUGCGUGGCGACUACGCGCGCCUCAAUUUCCCUCACUUGCGCCAUAACGGCUCCGAUUUCAACGGCUACAAGCCGCUACACUCUUCCGUCGACGCCAAACUGCAGGAAAUUUGCCGGAAUCUCGCCGACGGGAAGAGCAUCGACGCCGGAAAGAAGAAAAGUUCCCGGCGGUCUGCGGCGGUGAAAAAGUCGCCGGCGGUCGAGAAGCCGGAAGUUGUGAAAGUUGAAAGCUCGGAGAGUGUUGGCUCCGGCGGCUCGUCGCCGGCGUCGGAGCUGUCGUUGCCGGAGUUCACAGAGGAAGAAAGCGCGUGGUGCGCGUUGGAUAAUAUGUUGGAAAAAUACCCGUCGUAUGAGAUCGAUUGGGCAGCUAUCUAGUGUAGUCGUUUAUUUGUGUAUGUAAGUUACAACCGCCACUGAUAUUUGGAGACGUGGCGGUGUUUAUUAGGGUAUGUUUGUAAUUUUGUAGUGGUUAUGAGGUUAUGUUUGUAAUUUAGCUGAUAGUGGGAGCUACUUGCAAUGGAGUUUUUGAAUGUUGCAGAGCUCAAUACUUAUUAUGUCUAGUGGGUACUUUUGUCAUUAUGUAAUUUUAUUUUUUGUUUUAAUUUAUAUUUUUCUUUUCGUGUCAA
Messenger RNA from Helianthus annuus (common sunflower), 1683 nucleotides. RefSeq names its product ethylene-responsive transcription factor RAP2-4. Gene Ontology annotation, molecular function: DNA-binding transcription factor activity; DNA binding. NCBI's taxonomy places the organism in Eukaryota, Viridiplantae, Streptophyta, Magnoliopsida, Asterales, Asteraceae. Gene Ontology annotation, biological process: regulation of DNA-templated transcription. The transcript has a single exon. Bases 536 to 1432 code for a protein of 298 amino acids. The record is from RefSeq and is a predicted model, not a curated record.